This is a messenger RNA of Galendromus occidentalis (western predatory mite), 1480 nucleotides long. RefSeq names its product zinc finger protein OZF. Gene Ontology annotation, molecular function: DNA-binding transcription factor activity; RNA polymerase II cis-regulatory region sequence-specific DNA binding. Gene Ontology annotation, biological process: regulation of transcription by RNA polymerase II. NCBI's taxonomy places the organism in Eukaryota, Metazoa, Arthropoda, Arachnida, Mesostigmata, Phytoseiidae. The record is from RefSeq and is a predicted model, not a curated record. Bases 113 to 1354 code for a protein of 413 amino acids. The transcript has 4 exons.
CCUCGGAGAAACAACGAACGAUGUCGGCAAAGAGAAAGAACUUUUCACCGAGGAAUUCCUAACCGUCCACGGUUUCGCGCUGAAGAAAGAUGGACAAAAGAAACUAGUGCCUAUGAAAAAUCUCAGACCCGCGAAACGAAAACGCAAGGGCAAACAGACGACGAGCGUCGUGGCUGCCAGCGAACCGGAAACCGAUUUCGACGGAUCUAUCGCUCAAAUCAUUAUUUCCGACAACCUGGACGAAAUCACCAUGGCUAAGGGAAACUGUAUAACGCGACCCGACAUUCUGGUGAUCCAUGAGAAUGAAAAAGUUCAUCUUGUAUGCGAGGAGAUCCUCCCCGACCUCAAGGGACAAGCAGGCGUGGAGUCGAAAGAAGUCAAUGAAGUCAAAUCCGGACGGAGCCUCAAGUGCAGUUUCUGCGAGGAAGAAUUCGUCGAGGGCUCUCUCCUGACCCAACACGUCAAGGAGAAUCACGAUGACCUCUUAUACGAUAGCUCCCCGGCAAAGAUUCAACACAAAGGCAACAAGUCGACGAACGUGUCGAAAAUAGAGUGUAAUGAGUGCGGGAAGCAGUUUUCUGAGCAGGACAAACUCCAAGCGCACAUGUUCGUACACACCGGAACCAAGCAGUUCGAAUGCGAAGUAUGCAAAAGACGCUGUCUCACAAAAGCUCAUCUGGACCAACACAUGAGUUCGCACGAGCGCGACGGAGAACGUUAUUAUUGUGAUCAGUGUGAUAAAAUGUUCGCCAAGAAAACGAAUUACAAGCACCAUCUGAAAUUGCACUCGGGUGUUAAGCCGUACGCAUGCGAUGUAUGCCACAAAAAAUUCGCUACGAAACAGUACCUCCAAAUACAUCAUCGAUCUCACUCAACCGACAAGCCAUUCGUAUGUGAUAUUUGCGGACGCGGUUUCCAGUUCAAUCACGUCCUUGUAGACCAUGUCAGAACUCACACCGGAGAGACUCCGUACGUUUGCGAAGUGUGCGGAAUGAGCUUCAAAGUGAAACGCACGCUCAAACGACACAUGAAAACCCAUCUCGAUGAGCGGCCGCAUACAUGCGAUGUGUGCAACCGUGGUUUCAAAGUCAGAGCAACGCUUAGAGAGCACAUGAAGACCCACAGCAACGAAAAGCCCUACCAGUGUCAUCUGUGCGGUUUAGCUUAUAAAAGGAAUGUGGAGUUGAGGAAGCACGCUUGUUUGAGUAAGCUCAAUCAAGAUCGGACAAUCGAAGAAACUCAGGAAGCCGUCCCGAUAAUUCCGUUGACGGGAACGGCGGAGAACGCGACCAUAAUUCUUCAGCCAAUGACUAGUCAAACGACAGGCCAUUUCGGAAUGUUCAUUAAUUUGUAAAUACGGAAAACUGCGGAUCACGAUACAACGUUCCAUGUCUUAGGGUUUACAUCAUUUUCGGACGGACGGACACGAAAAAAAAGUUGCCUUCUCGAGUAGACAAGCGUAGGAUGUAAAUAAAUUGUU